UUCCGCUCGUAAAUAAACGAAAAUGGCGGAGCUCCAUGUCAUCGGAGAAAUACUCGGAGCGAGUGGUUUUCCUUCACACAAUCUCUACUGCAAAUGGUCAGUACAUGUAGAAGGUUCUUGGAAACUCAUAGCAGGUCAAAAAGAAGGCCAAACACAAGUAGACAAUCCACAAAAUGAGGAAAAAGCGACAUGGUGUCAUCCKAUUGAUCUUCACUUCGCAACGAAGGGACUCAAAGGAUGGCCAAAAUUUCACUUCCAGGUAUGGCAUCARGACAUGUACGGGAGAAAUGAGAUUUACGGGUAUGGAUAUUGUCAUGUUCCCACUUCGCCAGGCACUCAUACUGUGGAUUGCGUGACUUGGCGACCUACAGGAACUUGGAGAGAGCAAAUGAGAACUUUUUUCGUYGGAGGAGCACCACAGUUGAAAACUUCAGAUGUGAUUUACAGUGGUAGCGAUAGGUACAGAUUAAAAACUGAAGCYAUGGGAACUGUGCAUCUUCAGCUUGGGAUAAUAGCGAGAAACUUUGACAAGUUUGGAAUAGAAUGCUGACCAGAGUUCAUCCACAUUUUUUUGAGUUUUGUAAAUAUUUUUAAAACGUCAGAUCAUGCGAAAACUAUUACUUCUUUAUAAGGUGCUAUAAAAUCUUGUAUUUUAGGUAUGAAAUGCCAGAAGUGUAUGUAUAUCUUGUAUUAAAAACAUUACAUGACUGAACUCCAUGGAAACUUGUUUCCAUGGUAACUUUCA
Molecule: messenger RNA, 745 nt
Organism: Exaiptasia diaphana
Lineage: Eukaryota; Metazoa; Cnidaria; Anthozoa; Actiniaria; Aiptasiidae
Product: B9 domain-containing protein 2
Exons: 1
Coding region: 23-550 (175 amino acids)
Biological process (GO): cilium assembly
Cellular component (GO): MKS complex
Source: RefSeq, a predicted model, not a curated record